Molecule: messenger RNA, 6046 nt
Organism: Calliphora vicina (urban bluebottle blowfly)
Lineage: Eukaryota; Metazoa; Arthropoda; Insecta; Diptera; Calliphoridae
Product: phospholipid-transporting ATPase ABCA3-like
Exons: 17
Coding region: 600-5804 (1734 amino acids)
Biological process (GO): transmembrane transport; lipid transport
Cellular component (GO): intracellular membrane-bounded organelle; membrane
Molecular function (GO): ABC-type transporter activity; lipid carrier activity; ATP binding
Source: RefSeq, a predicted model, not a curated record
GUUAACAACAAAUGGUCGUCUCUGUUUGAAAAUUGUUUGUGUGUCAUUCGUUGAAAACAAUAGAAUUUUACCAACUAAACAGAAAUCAAAUAAAACAAAUAUCGAAAAAUAUAUAAUAAUACCAAGAAAAAAAAUCAUAAAUUUUAAAGCAAAAAUAUUAAUAAUAAUAAUUAAAUUAAAAUAAUAAAUAACAAGUGCCUGAUUUUAGUUAGAGCAAAGCGGAAAUCGAACUGUGAUAAAAAAAUAGGUAUCUAAAAUAUUGUAGUUUGUUUUAGUUGUGUGUGUUUUAGAAUAAUUAUUUAUGGUGAAAUUACAGAGAUUUAGUGUGAACAAAUCAAGAUAGUGCACAUGCAAAAAUUGUAUAUUGUUUUAACAAAAUUAAAUAUAUAAACAAUUUCAAAGGAAAAAAGCUUAUAUCUUCUUCAACACCUUCAAAAUUCCCAUUUGGUUUAACAACAGGAUUUGUUAAACACUCCACCUCCUACUUCUUCCAUUCAUCUUAACACUUUGACUACGUCUACAUUCAUUUAAUCUUAAUGUCUCAACAUACAUACUAGUGAAUUAAUUUAAUUAGCUAAAUAUUUACAACAAAAAAAAAAAUGGUUCGCGUCACAAGUUGGGCGAAAUUUAGAUUAUUACUUUGGAAAAAUUGGCUACUGCAAUGGAAUCAAAAAUGGCAACUUGUUAUCGAAUUACUGCUGCCGGCUAUCUUCUCACUGUUGCUGGUAUUAGUGCGUACAUUAGUGGUGGCAGAACCAAAAUCGAUUACCACUUAUGAUCCACAAAAUAUAACUAAUCUCAAUUUAUUCGAAAUAUCUGUAGUACAGGCUCGAACAAUACGUAGAUUUUUAUUAAGUGCUCUAUCGAAAGACAGAACAACUAUGGCAAGUUUGCCCAAUGCCAAGCCAGUCCCCUUCACCCUGGGCUACUCACCCGAAAAUAGUAUAUUAAAAAAUAUAGUUCAAGAAGCCGCUACAUCCUUACGUUUGAAAGGCAUUCAGGGUUACAGUGAUGCAACGACAAUGCAAUAUGACCUAGAGGGUGGCAAACAGUUGACCGGUAUACAGUUUGAUGAUAGUUGGAGCAAUAUUACUGAUUAUCCCAUGGAUUUCUCAUUUGCUUUACGUUUUCCCAGUGAAUUGAGAACAUCAUCACAAAAUUUACCCAUGACCUGGUUGACAAUGAAACUGUUUAUGCCCAUCGAUUUGUCGGGUCCCAGAAAUGCCGGUUCUCAAGAUGGUGGUCUGCCAGUUGGCUAUUUGCGUGAGGGUUUCCUACCCGUUCAAAAUGCCAUCUCAAUGGCAUACAUGAAACUGGUAACGAAUAAUAAUGAACUGCCAUAUGUUGAAAUGCAACGUUAUCCGUAUCCGGCUUAUAUUUUUGAUCCGCUGUUAGAGGGUCUGUCGUCUAUAAUGUCGUUGAUUAUAUUGUUAAGUUUUAUUUAUCCCUGUACUUAUAUAGUUAAGUAUAUUACGGCCGAAAAGGAGAAACAAUUGAAGGAAGUUAUGAAAAUUAUGGGUUUAAACAAUUGGAUUCACUGGACAGCGUGGUUUGUUAAAUCGUUUAUAAUGUUGGGCAUAUCGGCCAUAUUGAUAACUAUUUUGAUGAAGAUUCGCUGGGCUGAUGAUGUGGCCGUUUUAACGCAUGCCGAUUGGUCCGUUUUACUAUUCUUCAUGUUGAUCUACAUCAUAACCAGCAUUUGUUUCUGUUUCAUGAUGGCCACAUUCUUCUCCAAGGCCAGUACAGCUGCUGCCGUCACCGGUUUAGUAUGGUUCAUUGCCUACAUGCCCUUCUCCUUUACCAUACAAACUUACGAUGACCUAACUUUGGGCUCCAAACUGGGUUGGUGUUUAGUCUCCAAUACUGCCAUGGGUUUUGCAUUUAAACUAAUACUCGAAUUUGAGGGUACUGGCGAGGGUUUCCAAUGGAGUAAUCUCUUUACACCCGUCAAUAUCGAUGACGAUCUGACGGUGGGUUAUAUUAUACUGAUGAUGUUGGCUUCCUGUGUUAUGUAUAUGUGUAUCUGUUUGUAUGUGGAACAAAUAUUCCCCGGAGAAUUUGGUGUGCCAAAGAAAUGGAAUUUUGUAUUUACGGCUAGUUUUUGGUGUGGCGAAAAGGAUUAUAUUGGUGUGGAGGAUAUACCAAAUGGCCAUAUAGAACGCCAGAAUCCGGAUGCUUUUGAGCCAGAGCCAGCUGGUAAACAUGUGGGUUUGCAGGUGAAGAAUUUGAAAAAGAAAUUUGGUGAUAAAAUGGCGGUAAAGGGUUUAUCGGUUAAUAUGUAUGAAGAUGAAAUUACGGUUUUGUUGGGUCAUAAUGGUGCUGGUAAAACUACUACCAUUUCCAUGUUGACUGGAAUGUUUCCGCCUACAGCGGGCACGGCCAUUAUUAAUGGCAGUGAUAUAAGAACCAAUAUUGAGGGUGCCCGAAUGUCUUUGGGUGUUUGUCCUCAGCACAAUGUUUUGUUUGAUGAUUUGACCGUGGCCGAGCAUUUGACAUUCUUUAGUCGUUUGAAGGGCCUUGAGGGAGAGGACAUCAAACGUGAGGUGGAUAAAUAUGUGAAAAUGAUCGAACUGGAAGAUAAAGCCAAUGUGGCCUCGAAGAAACUUUCGGGCGGCAUGAAACGAAAGCUGUCUGUUUGCUGUGCUUUGACAGGCAAUACGAAAGUUGUGUUGUGUGAUGAACCUAGUUCGGGUAUGGAUCCUUCGGCUCGCCGUCAAUUGUGGGAUUUGCUGCAAGGUGAAAAAGUGGGAAGGACUAUAUUGCUGACCACACAUUUCAUGGAUGAAGCUGAUGUUUUGGGUGAUCGCAUAGCGAUCAUGUGUGAUGGUGAACUAAAAUGUCAUGGUACUUCAUUCUUUUUGAAAAAGAAAUAUGGAUCGGGAUAUAGAUUGAUUUGUGUCAAACGUGAGGGAUGCAAUGCAGAUGAAAUUACUGGUUUAUUACAAAGUUAUAUACCCGGUUUGCAGCCGGAAGCCGAUAUUGGUGCUGAAUUAUCUUAUCAAUUACCCGACAAUUACUCUAGUAAAUUUGAAGAGAUGUUUGGCUCCUUGGAAGAACAGUCCGAUGAAUUGAAACUAAAUGGCUAUGGUAUAGGUAUUACCUCAUUGGAAGAGGUCUUCAUGAAAGUGGGAGCCGAGAAUGCCAAUGAUGGCAGUCGUAAACAAGCCAGUGCCAUCAUGAAUGGUGGUUCCGGUUAUCCUGAUGAUGAUGUGGAAUCAAUAACUUCUGAAGGUUUAUUCACCGAAAACUCCCAUUUGCUAAAGGGUGUCAAUCUCUUGACCAAUCAAUGGACCGCCAUGAUGUUAAAGAAAUUCUUGUACACCUAUCGCAAUAAAUUACUCUUCCUUAUACAGAAUAUUAUGCCCAUAUUCUUUGUGACCGUUACCGUUCUAAUUACCCGCACCCAAGGUACCUUUAGUGAACUGCAACCCAUGACCAUGAGUUUAACACAAUAUCCUUUGGCGGUUACGGUUUUGGAGACAGCCGCCAAUGUAGCACCGGAUUCUUUGUCAUACCAAAUUGCUGAUAAAUAUAAAAGCAUUGCCUCUUCGUAUGGCAGUGAUUAUGAGUUUCUGGAAACGGGUGAGAAAAAUUUCUCAAAGUAUAUUUUGGAUUUGGGCAAGGAAAUACAAGUGCGCAUUAAUUCAAGAUAUUUGGCAGCGGCUACCAUAGGAACUAAAAAUAUUACAGCCUGGCUGAAUAAUCAGCCUUUACAUACUGCUCCACUGACAGUGAAUUUGGUGCACAAUGCCAUGAUCAAAGCCUUAAAGAAUGACUCUUACCAAAUUACUGUUACCAAUGCUCCUUUGCCCUAUACCACAGAAACCCGUCUAACACAAUUGAAUACGGGCAACAAUUUGGGCACUCAACUUUCCACCAAUUUGUGUUUCUGCUUCUGUUUCGUUAGUGCUUUUUAUAUAUUGUUUUUGAUUAAGGAACGUGAAACACGUUCCAAGUUAUUGCAAUUUGUGGGUGGUGUUAAGGUGUGGACUUUUUGGUUGUCACAAUUACUUUGGGAUAUUUUAACUUUUGCUCUUACCGCCAUUAUUGUUAUAUGCACUAUAGCUUGCUGGCAGGAGCAGGGCUUUUCAUCAUUUGGUGAUUUGGGCCGCUAUUUUGUUGUUAUAAUACUAUUCGGCUGUUCUGUGCUUCCCUUUACCUAUUUGAUUUCAUUUUACUUUACUGAGCCCGCCACCGGUUUUGCCCGCAUUUCCAUUAUCAAUAUAUUUGCUGGCAUGGCUUUGUUUAUUGUUGUCACGGUCAUGUCGUUUGAUUUCUUUGAUACCAAGGAUACUGCCGAUAUAUUGGGCUGGAUCUUUAGAAUAUUCCCCCAUUUCUCUUUGGCCAUGGGUUUGAAUAAACUGUAUGUAAAUGUGGCUACUAGAGAUGCUUGCAGUGCUAAUCUGAUUGUAAUACUGCCAGAUGCCUUGAGAUGCCAAUUGGUACCAAAAUGUUGCAACACUGUGCCCUAUUUCGCCUGGGAGGAACCUGGUAUUUUACCCGAAACCGUUUACAUGGUAGUGACAGCUGUCGUCUUCUUUUUAGUCAUCAUCAUACGUGAAUACAGUCUAGUUAGUGAAUUGAUUUAUAAAAUCAAGCAAAGAAGUUUCAAGCCUCCGCCUCCACCAGAAGAUGGCUUCUUCGAUGAGGAUGUGGAUCAAGAAAAGCAACGCAUUUUGAAUAUGACACAGUCGGAGUUGACAGCAACGAAUUUGGUAUUGGAUCGUGUUACCAAAUAUUAUGGUAAAUUUUUGGCGGUCAAUCAAGUGUCGCUGUGUGUUAAACCAGUUGAAUGUUUUGGACUUUUGGGUGUUAAUGGAGCUGGCAAAACCACCACCUUUAAAAUGAUGACGGGCGAUGAACGCAUUACAUUUGGCAGUGCCUAUGUUAAGGGCCUCAAUCUAGCCUCCGAUAUGAAUGAAAUCUAUAAAGAAAUAGGCUAUUGUCCACAAUUUGAUGCUCUGCUGGAGGAUUUGACGGGUCGUGAAACUUUGAAAAUAUUCUGUUUACUCAGAGGCAUACAUAAGGAUCGCAUCAAUCAUAUGUCCGAGGAGUUGGCCAAAUCUUUUGGUUUCAUGAAGCAUUUAGAUAAAGAAACAAAGGCCUAUAGUGGGGGUAAUAAACGCAAAUUAAGUACCGCCAUAGCGGUUAUUGGUAGUCCUUCCGUUGUUUAUUUGGAUGAACCCACCACGGGUAUGGAUCCGGCGGCCAGACGUCAAUUGUGGAACAUGGUUUGUCGCAUACGUGACUCGGGCAAAUCGAUAGUAUUAACCUCACACAGUAUGGAAGAGUGUGAGGCGUUGUGUACGCGCUUGGCCAUAAUGGUGAAUGGAGAAUUUAAAUGUAUUGGCUCAACGCAGCACUUAAAGAAUAAAUUCUCCAAGGGUCUGAUAUUGAAGAUUAAGGUGAAACGUAAUGCUGAUCAGAUAAAGACGAGAAACUCCAUCAUCUCAAAUGCCUCCGAAACGUCAGUACCUGCACAUAUUUUGGACCAAGACAUUCAAAGUGUUAAGGCAUUUGUGGAAAGAGAGUUUCCACAAGCUAUUUUACAAGAGGAAUACCAAGGUAUUCUAACCUUCUACAUUCCCCUAUCUAGUAUUAAAUGGUCCAAGAUCUUUGGUCUCAUGGAACGUAAUCGUGAUGAAUUAAACGUCGAGGACUAUUCAAUAUCCCAAACAACGCUGGAAGAAAUUUUCUUAGAUUUUGCCAAAUAUCAAAGAGAAGAUCCACGACAAGUCAAAACUUCUAAACAAUGUUUUGGCUUCUCGAGCCUUAAUUGUAUGAGUGCGAACAACAAUAGCUGAGAAUUGCCCAAUGCUCUGGGUCCAACAUCAUCCAUAACAAUGGAGGCCAGAGUUUAGUUAAUGGCAGAUGAGACAGACAGUACAAUGCUGAGUAACAAAGAAGAUUUUCCUGAGGCUUUAACCAAAUGUGUGUCUACACUAAGUAGUAAAAAUAGCAAAAAUUUAAAAAAAAACUAAAAUAAUUGAAAUCUCAUUGAGAAGUCCCUAUAUUUUUUAUUUAUACAACUAUUAUUUUUAUAAGU